Messenger RNA from Chrysoperla carnea, 2100 nucleotides. RefSeq lists its product as uncharacterized. Bases 146 to 1201 code for a protein of 351 amino acids. NCBI's taxonomy places the organism in Eukaryota, Metazoa, Arthropoda, Insecta, Neuroptera, Chrysopidae. Gene Ontology annotation, molecular function: oxidoreductase activity. The transcript has 5 exons. The record is from RefSeq and is a predicted model, not a curated record.
UACAUUUUUAUAUUGAGUACAAUGUUAAAAGCCUGUUUCAUACAGUGAAAGUUUCAAAAUUUAUUUUUAAACAGCAACUAGUCUACGUAAAAUAGUAAUGAAAUAAUUAUUUAUCUGUGAUAGUUUUUUAAUUAAUUUGACAAUUAUGAUUGAAGUUCAAUCAUCAGAAUUACCACUUAAUGAACAUUUAGAAUUGUUAUUAUCAGUCGACGGCGUACACUGUGAUGAAACUACAGAUAAACAUUCACAUCCCGAUCACCAUGAAGUUCCGCCAUGGUUUGAUGAGUUAAAAUUCAAAAAGGGCCAACAGUUUUAUUUUAAUAACCUAUUUGCAUUAUUUAUUGCAAAAUUAAGUGGAUUAUUAUGUGUACUUGCAGUACCAUCAAUACUUAGAAUUUUAAUAUUUACAAAACAGUCGUCAACCGUUGAGACAGCUUAUCGAAGAUAUGUAGCCACAAUAUUAUACAUGCACUCAUGGUAUAAUAAUGAUUUUCAACCUGGAUCAAAAAUGUGGAACGCUUUAAUAGAAGUACGGCAUAAACAUCAUUCUGCUAGCAAACGUAGUAUAAAAUCCGACAAUGGACCAAUUACACAAAUAGAUAUGGCCUUAACACAAUUUGGAUUUGUUGGUUUUGCUCUUAGUCGACCAGAAAUGUUGGGUCUUCAUUUUAAUCAAGACGAAUUAGAAGGUUUUGUACAUUUUUGGCGUGUUAUUGGUUGGAUAUUAGGAGUUGAAGAUAAGUACAAUUUAUGCCGUGAAUCAGCCGAAGAAACAAGAGAAUUAUGUGAUCAAUUAAUAAUAAAAUAUUUUGCUAAAAAUUUACGUAAUACCGAGGACAGUUUUGUAUAUAUGUGUGAUAAACUAUUACGUGGAAUGUGGUACGUGAAUCCAUUAAUAUAUGUGGAUUCAUUUAAAGCAUUUACAUUUAAAUUGACCGAUUUUGUACAAUAUAAAUUAAAAACAAAAGUACCAGAAAGUGAACAGAUCACAUUAAAUACACCAACAAUUGUAUUAAAUACCUUUGAACAGUAUUUAUCGGAUAUUUUUUCGUAUUUAUUAACAAAUUUAUUUAGUUAUACAUUAGUUCGAAUGUAUUUUAAUGGUCAAAUACGGCUCACCGUAUUUCUGUUAGCCUAUUUCCCAUUCUUAGCGUUCUUUUCAUUUGGAAUACGUAAUUCAUACGUUCAUGUAUAUUAUUAGGAGCACUUUAUUAAAUUAGUUUCAAGCGGAUACACGGAUACAGUAAAAUAUAUCAGUUCAGUUAACACAGAAGUGGAUGACAUCAGUAAGGAGGAAAUCUAACUGUAUUUUUGCAAAACUCCACUAAAGUGUACUUAAUACUAUUUUGUCAAAAAAAUUAUGGAAAUGUUUAUUAAAUAAAACAGGUUUCUAUAUACAAUCCGUUCUGUAAAUCAUUUCGCAUAGUAUAGCAAUGAUUUUGAAAGGGUACAUAUACAUUAAGCAAUGUGUAUAAGAAAGAUACUAUUAUAAAGUUUUCUAAAGCAUUUCACAUAUAUUAUUUCAUACACACAUACAUACAUACAUACAUAUACAUACGUUCGCUAUUGGAUUUCAACAUGUAUUUUCAUUGAAGAGUGAGGAUUAUGCGUUGCAUACAAUAAUUAUUAAUAACAAACAUAUAAUAGUAUCUUUCUUAUACACAUUGCUUAAUGUAUUUGCACCUAUGUACUCUCUCACACUUAUUGAUGUACUAUGCGAAAUGAUUUACAGAUCGGAUUGUAUACCAGAAGCUUUUUUCUUCAACUUUAUUUCAUAAAUCAUAAUCGUGACUUUUCCAAAUUACAUUUUCCAAUAUUAUUUUGACAGAAUAUCUACAUCAUAUUUAAAUUUGCCUUAGUAUAGUCUAAAAAAUAACCUUUAAUCUUCUAGUGAUCGUCAGCACCAUCAUUUUGUUUACUAUAUCUGUGGUAGAUUAUUAUUAUCUAGUAUUGAAAAAAAUAUUGAAAUUAUUUCAAUAUUGUAAUCAAUUUGACAAUUACACUUCGUGUAAGUAAUUUAAGUUUUUUUUAAUUGGAAUUACAGAGUUACAACUGUUAGAAAUUAUUUCAAUGUUCAACUUUUAAAAAGUUAAGAUAAAU